Molecule: messenger RNA, 510 nt
Organism: Symbiodinium natans
Lineage: Eukaryota; Dinophyceae; Suessiales; Symbiodiniaceae
Source: the annotation of a GenBank genome assembly
AUGCCCUUCUUCUUGCUGAAUCCGGCAACCGGCCCAACUGCAACAGGUGCCAGGCAGUGCCUGCCACUGCUGGCCCUGCGGGCUCUAUUACAAGUGUGCAUAGCCAUCGCCAUCAUCGUGACCCAGCCGAUGCUCGCAGAGCCGCACGUCGUCCUGCAGCUGGUCGGUAUGGGGCUGAGCUUCUGUUACUUCCCGCUGGAUAUCUGGAUGUCCUGCACGUACAUCCGCAACAACACGAAUGAGGAUGACGAUGAUGAUCGGGUUGGCCCGGCCGUUUGCACGCUGUUCGUCUGCCUCCCCUUCCACGCCCUGAAUGGCUCGCUUCUGGUGGUCUCCUUCAUCGUGGCAUCGGGGGCUGAUCUCGUGGCAUCCGACUAUGUCGUCCUCGUGCUCGGCUGCAUGUGGAUCUUCCCCGGCCUGCUUCUGCUCAUCGUCAGUUGUCUCCAAUGGCUUGUGCAAGGCAUGCGGCGCUUCUGCGACGCAGUGGCUCCGGCUCAGGCUCCGCGAAAG